Messenger RNA from Sporisorium graminicola, 3726 nucleotides. RefSeq lists its product as uncharacterized. The transcript is spliced from 2 exons. The coding region runs from base 1 to 3726 and encodes 1241 amino acids. The record is from RefSeq and is a predicted model, not a curated record. Lineage: Eukaryota; Fungi; Basidiomycota; Ustilaginomycetes; Ustilaginales; Ustilaginaceae. Gene Ontology annotation, molecular function: phosphatidylinositol binding. Gene Ontology annotation, cellular component: endosome. Gene Ontology annotation, biological process: protein retention in Golgi apparatus; retrograde transport, endosome to Golgi.
AUGAAGGUGCUCAUCACAGGUGCUUCCGGGCUGCUCGGUCGAGCCGUCCAUCAGCAAUGCAUCGACAAGGGCUACGACACGAGGGCGCUGGCAUUCAGUCGCGCUGAUCCUGAAAAGCAGCUUGUCAAGCUCGAUCUGACAGACGCUGCUGCGGUCGAAUCGUGUCUGCACGAGUUCCAGCCGGAUGUCAUUGUCCACACAGCAGCAGAGCGUCGUCCAGACGUCGUCGAAAAGGAUCCAGCCGCCUCGCACGCCAUCAACGUCGAUACUCCCGCUAGCAUUGCCACUAUCGCCUCUCAGCUCGACAAAGUCCCGCUGCUCAUCAACAUCUCCACCGACUACGUCUUUGACGGAUCCAAACCUCCUUACAAGGUGGACGACGCCCCCAAUCCUCUCAACGCCUACGGUGUCAGCAAGCUGCAAGGCGAACGUGCCGUGCAAGAACAUGCUAAGCCAGGCCAUUUCACCAACCUCCGCGUGCCUGUGCUCUACGGAAAGGCCAUCACCAACAACGAGUCGGCUGUCAAUGUUCUUCUCGACGCCAUUCAGCCUCCGGCAGGCUCCAACGAGGCCAAGAAGUGCGAUGCUUAUGCUGUGCGAUAUCCCACCAACGUCGCCGAUGUCGCCAAAGCUAUCCUCAAGCUCGCUCAGGUCUAUACCGAUACUUCCAACCCUGUGCCCCCAACAACGCACUUCAGCGCCAAGGAGGCCAUGACCAAGUACGACAUGUGCAUGGUGCUCAGCCGUAUCGCCAACUCGGUCGGCUUCGAGACGCGCACCGACCAUCUCGACCCUGAAUACGAAGUCGAUCCCAUGGCCGCCACUGCCCGUCCCAGGCAUUGCAAGCUCGACACUUCGGUGCUUGAAGCCUACGGCGUGCCCGUGGACUACACUUCGUUCGAGGACUGGUGGCGCCCCUAUCUGGCCGAGCUCCACAAAGUCAAACUCGAAGAAGAAGCACGUCUAGCUGCUGAAGCUGAAGCGAAGCGCAAGAAGGAAGAAGAGGAGCGCCAACAGCGCGAGGCGGAAGAGGAGGCUGAACGUCAACGCAAGCUCGAAAGAGAAAGGCGCAUAGCCGCAGAACAAGCGGAAGCAAAGGCCAAAGCCGCGGCCGAAGCACAGCGCCGAGCAGAAGAGCAAGCAGAGCGACAAAAGGAGGCCGACGAAGGAGCUACUGCUGCCGAGACAGAGCGAGCGUCCGGCCGUCCAGACGCUCCACCAUCGAGCGAAGCGGGGGAAGCACCCAACGGCACAGAUCACGACCCAGGCUCACCUCAUCCAUCGUUCAACUCGCUCCAAGCGCGUCCAACACCGCCCGCCACGUCAGGUCUGCCUUCGCCCACCAGCUCCCACCCUCCUUCCUCCAUCAAGAGCGGCCAUCGUCCCGACACACCACCGCCGGCCGGUACCAGAGAUGCACUUCUUUCCUCUGCCCAAUCUUCCGUUGUCAUUGCGACAACCGAUGCGACACCCACAGGUUCUGUUGUCGACGACAGCCCGCUCAAUCUCGCUGCGGCACGAGAGAGGCAACGUCUGGGCUCUACGCUUCCGCAGCGAUCGCUCAGUGCCAGCAGUGCGGCUCGCCUCACCUCGCUGACUGACGAAAGCACCAUCUUCGGCGGCACUGCGCGAAAGUCGAGUCUCUCGGGGCCGGCGUACCUUGACACGGGCAGUGCAGUCUUGUCUCGUAAUGCUGGCAGUGACUCGGACGACGACGGGUAUGGUCAGCCUUCGCCUCGAAAAGACCAGUUGGUGUUUCCAGAACGCGGACAGCAGGGCUCUCCUACGCCUGCUGGCCGCAGCUUCGCGGUAAGCAACGCUGCUCUAGCAGGUGCACAGACUGGCUCGGUCGCAUCGCUGGGCUCGUCUGCACCUUCGCACGUCUCUGCUGAAGGUGAGCAUAGCACGCCGCAUUCCGAUGAUGUGGCGGUUGCAGCGGCACCAACCACGCAGCCUCGACUGUAUCAUCGACCGUCGUUUGACCAGCUGCAGGACGCACGCGAUCGCGAGGCGUACGAGCGCCUCCAUCGUCGUAAUUGGACCUUCACCAUCAAGGUAGGCGAUCCGCAGCGCAUCGGCGAUCCCAUGACUGCACACAUUGUCUACACUGUCCGUGUGCAGACCAACUGCCCCGCCUUCCGGUCUCAGCAUUUCUCGUCGCUCCGCAGGUACCGCGACUUUCGAUGGCUGCACGCCGCGCUCGUGCAGAACAACCCGGGCAUCAUUGUGCCUCCCGUGCCCGAAAAGGUGUCGAUCGGUCGGUUUGCAGCUGAGCUCGUCGAGGCGCGACGUAUCGGUCUCGAGACGUGCAUCAACAAGAUCGCCAACCAUCCGCUGUUGCAGCAAGAUGACGACUUGCGGUUGUUUUUGGAGUCGGACAACUUCACUGCGGAUGUGAAACAGCGCGAUCUGGUCAAGGGACCCAUUGUGACACCGGAGCAAAAGACGUACAAGAGCUGGGGUAGUGCUUUGCUGGGCAGUGUAGUGCCCUCCACCUCGUCACUCUCGUCUGGUGCGUUGAGCGCGUACAGCUUCGAAGAGACAGACGAGUGGUUCAACGAGCAAAGGGUGUAUCUCGAUUCGCUCGAGAAUGCGCUCAAGGGCAUGGUCAAGAGCGUCUCGGCGCUGAGCAACCAGCGGAAAUACAUGGUGCAGGCGACGCACGAUCUGGCGCAGGUGCUGACCACGCUCUCGGGCUCCAGUCUGUCCCGCUCGCUCAGUACGUGUUUCGCCGGGCUGGCCGAGGUCAAGCGCCGCGCAAUGGAGCUCGAGGAUCUGCAGGCCGAGGCGGACGUCAGGCAGCUCGGCACCACCAUGUACGAGUACGAGCGGGUGGUCGGCAGUGUGCGCAAGGCGUUCAAGGUAAGAACCGAGGUGUGGGCCAAGUCGGCACGCCACACGGACGAGUUACGCAAGGCACGUGCGCGAUUCGACAAGUACAAGAGCGCCAAUCCGAGCUCGGCCGGCCCGCAGUUUCAGAGCCUGCUGGCCGAGGUGACCGAGGCCGAGACCAAGGCACUCGAUGCACAGAGGCUCUUCGAUACAGUCUCGCAUAGGUGCAAGGAUGAGAUGGAACGGUUGGAUCUGGAGCGGGUGCUGGAUUUCAAGAGGGUGGUGGGCGAGUGGUUGACGGAUAUGAUUGUGAGGCAGGAGGAGGUGGUGGAAGAAUGGGUGAGGUAUUGCGAGUUGCUGGGGAGGCAGACAGGUGUGCAGAUCUUGCCGGCGGCGGCGGCGGUGCAAGGGGCGGCGGGCGAGGAAGGAGAUGUCCAGCAGCAGCAGCAGCAGCAGCAGGGCCAACAACAGCCACAGCAGCCAGCUCUGUCCCGAUCGCAGUCGCACGCUUCGAGUGUUGCGGUUGCCGACGCUGUCCAAGUCGCCGAUCAAGGUGAAAGAGCAAAGUCGGCGUCGCAGAAUGGCGAGAUAUCUUUAGCUUUGGCCGAAGAUGCCUCUGCCGCCACUGCUGCUGAUGCAAACGAAGACGCUCCCCAAGCCGCCAAUGUCCCUCGGGAGGCGUCGAGUCAGCCUGCUGUAGAUGUGAGCGCCGGAGCGACAGAGGGCAAAGCCGAGGAGGACACUGCUGCUGCUGCUGAGCCUACCACCGCCAGCGCACCAGUAGAGGAGGAUACCUCGGUAGUCGCUGACGAGGGCGCUGCCGCAGCAGAAGAUCCAGGGAGCGACGCUGUUCAAACGGUAGAUGCCAAGGAAGACGAGCAGCAAACAACAUGA